This is a messenger RNA of Lachancea nothofagi CBS 11611, 417 nucleotides long. The record is from the annotation of a GenBank genome assembly. NCBI's taxonomy places the organism in Eukaryota, Fungi, Ascomycota, Saccharomycetes, Saccharomycetales, Saccharomycetaceae.
AUGGAUGCGUUUGUGGUUACGGUGGUGGAUCGGAAUGUCAAGCACGGAUUGGCGCCUGCGUUGAAGUUUGGACACCCGGAUCACGAAUCGCAGGCGUUGAUGUUUGCGUGUAAUGUGAAAUACAUAUUUGAGGAUGACGAGGAGAGUGUUGCGGAGGGUGAUGAUGGUGGGAUUGAGAACGUUGUUGUGAUUGAGACGAAUGGUGGGCUGAAGGUGACGAACGUGGAAUUGAUUAGCGAGCGGUUCAAGCUUUUGGAGUAUGAGACGGCGGAGGACGACAAUCACGAGGUGGUGAUUUCUGCGAUGUCUAAAUUCGAGGGUCUCGGUGAGGAGUUUCGAGAGCUUCCGUUGGAGAGGCUGGUGGAGAUAUACCGGUUGCGAAACGAUCAGUUGGAGAGUCUUUUCAAUACGCUGUGA